Molecule: messenger RNA, 2004 nt
Organism: Cornus florida
Lineage: Eukaryota; Viridiplantae; Streptophyta; Magnoliopsida; Cornales; Cornaceae
Exons: 3
Coding region: 117-1652 (511 amino acids)
Biological process (GO): ribosomal large subunit export from nucleus
Cellular component (GO): nucleus; cytoplasm
Molecular function (GO): ribosomal large subunit binding
Source: RefSeq, a predicted model, not a curated record
CAAUAUCGUUGUUCAGAGAAAUCUCUCUCGAACAACAAGCUCGCCUCUGCUGUCUGAGGAUUCGUGAUCAUUUUCUCUCUCUAGCAAUAAUCAGGUGUCGUCUCCUAUCAGCAGGCAUGGCUGAGGAAACAGGUAUGUUUGUGGUAAAUCAUACUGUUGCUAGUAUAUUGUGUUGCAAAUGUGGUAUUCCAAUGGUACCAAAUGCUGCAAAUAUGUGCGUGAAGUGCUUGCGUUCUGAAGUAGACAUUACCGAGGGUUUACAAAAGCAUGUCAUUAUCGUACAUUGCCCCGAGUGUGAUUUGUAUCUGCAGCCACCGAGGACUUGGAUUAAGGCCCAACUAGAAUCAAAGGAGCUCCUGACAUUUUGUGUGAAGAGGCUGAAGAGUUUAAAUAAAGUUAGGUUGGUACAUGCUGAAUUUAUUUGGACCGAGCCUCACUCCAAGCGAAUCAAGGUCAAGCUGAGAGUCCAGAAAGAAGUUCUUAAUGGAGCAAUACUUGAACAAGCUUAUACUGUUGAGUAUGUUGUCCAAGAUCAAAUGUGUGAAUCUUGUUCUAGGGUUCAGGCUAACCCUGACCAGUGGGUGGCUGCAGUGCAACUUCGUCAGCAUGUUUCUCACAGGCGAACUUUCUUCUAUUUAGAGCAGCUUAUUCUUAGACAUGAUGCAGCAGUCCGUGCCAUAAGAAUUAAACAGAUGGAUCAGGGAAUUGAUUUCUUUUUUGCCAAUCGGAGUCAUGGUGUGAAGUUUGUGGAGUUCUUGGGUAAAGUUGCUCCAAUUAAGAGUCGUCAUGAUAAACAACUUGUGUCCCAUGAUUCCAAGAGCAAUAAUUACAAUUAUAAGUACACUUUCUCUGUUGAAAUCUGCCCAAUUUGCCGUGAGGAUUUGAUAUGUCUCCCUCCUAAAGUAGCCGUUAGUUUGGGAAGUCUUGGUCCUCUUGUGAUUUGUACAAAAGUGAGCAACAACAUAGCUUUACUGGAUCCAUUAACUCUGAAGCAUUGUUUUUUGGAUGCUGACCAGUAUUGGAGGACAUCUUUUAAGUCAUUACUUUCUAGUAGGCAGCUUGUGGAAUAUGUAGUAUUGGAUGUGGAUGUUGGUCGUAAAGAAGUUAAUGUUGGUGGUUCAAAGUAUGUUUUGGCUGAUGCCCAGGUAGCUCGCGUAUCGGACUUCGGGAAGAAUGACACAAUUUUCUCCAUAAGAACACAUCUGGGCCAUCUUUUAAACCCAGGGGAUUAUGCUCUUGGUUAUGACUUAUAUAGGGCUAACAGUAAUGACAUGGAACUGGACAAGUACAAAGGCCUUGUCAUCCCGGAAGUAAUAUUAAUAAAAAAGAGCUACGAAGAGAAGCGCCAGAGAAAGCGUGGGAAGCCUCGCGCAUGGAAACUCAGAUCUCUUAACAUGGAUAUUGAUGACACUGCUAAAGCCCGAGCUGAAGAAGAGAAGAAGAACUUGGAGUAUGAACAAUUCUUGAGAGACUUGGAGGAGAACCCUGAGAUGAGGUUCAAUAUCUCGUUAUACCGUAAUAAAGAAUACCAGCCAUCAGAGAUGGCAUCUGUGACUGAUGGUGAGGAUCUCCCUUCUGUGCCUUUGGAUGAGUUGCUUGCUGAUCUUGAUUUAAGUGAUGAGGAAAUGGAGGAUGGUAGCAUGAGUGAAUGAAUUGAUGCUGUUCAUUUCAGUCGCAAAAUUUUGCCAAAGUUAGUGGUUACUGUAAUACAAAGCAAUUGCAAGGUUUUGACAUCUAUGGAUGACGCGAACUGCAUUUACUUCUUUUUAGAGACACCAAUAUUCCCGUGAAGUGUGGUGGCUAAAGGUUUUAGAUUUGUAAUAUUUGCAGAUUGUUUGAUGAUCUUCAGCUUCACGGUUGGCCUUUUGAAUGUUAAAUGUUUUAUUUAUUAAAAAGUUUUAGUUAAGGUUUUUUAUUUGUAAUAUUUGCAGCCUGUUCGAUGAUCUUCAGCUUUCCGGCUGUAGUUUUGAUUUUAUGUUUUAUUUAUUAACAAGUUUUUGCUCA